CUAGCAGUAUAAAAUAAGUUGGAAAACAAAAGCCUGUUUGCAAUUUCUUUUACAAUAUAACAUGUUUUCCCUCUGAAAUACAAAACAAAAUCUUGUAUAAACCUAUGGUUUUUUUAACUUUCUCAGGUUUGUGAAAUAUCAUUCUCUGAUCCCACAGGAGGAACAGAUUGGGUUGUCCUUGUACAAAAUAUGGUAUCCACCUGCACUUCAUUAGAGAGCUGCAUUUUUGUACAUGCCACACCACAAGAUCACCAUGAUGACAUAGCAGCUUCAGAGAACAGCGUGACUAGGGUUUUUUUUUUUUCCCUCUUGUAACACAGAGGAUCUGGCAGACUUUUACCUCCUGACACUGUUUAGAGCAUAUAUUGGUGGAUACAGCCUCUUAUUGCAUCUGCUCUGGGAAUUAAGGAAAGCAGCUUGAAGGCAGUAAGGAACAAGACACAUUAGAAAGAUGACUCUAAACUUCCUAGCUGUCUUUCUGCUGUUGAUUAGUGGCAUUUUUUGCCAGUAUGACUACGGUCCUGGAGAUGAUUAUGGCUAUGAUCCCUUUGGGCCAUCUGCAGCAGUCUGUGCCCCAGAGUGUAAUUGUCCUUUAAGCUACCCUACUGCCAUGUAUUGUGACAAUCUUAAGCUGAAAACCAUUCCAAUUGUACCAAGUGGAAUUAAAUACCUUUAUCUCCGAAACAAUAUGAUUGAGGGAAUUGAAGAGAACACGUUUGACAAUGUAACAGACCUACAGUGGCUGAUCCUGGAUCACAACCAUUUGGAAAAUUCAAAAAUUAAGGGAAGAGUCUUCUCUAAACUAAAGAACCUGAAGAAACUUCACAUUAACUACAACAAUUUGACUGAAGCUGUUGGACCGCUUCCAAAAACUCUAGAUGACCUGCAAUUAAGUCACAACAAGAUCACAAAAGUCAAUCCUGGUGCAUUUGAGGGGCUGAUGAAUCUGACUGUCAUUCACCUCCAGAACAACCAGCUGAAAGCAGAUUCUAUUUCUGGGGCUUUUAAAGGCCUGAAUUCACUUUUGUAUCUUGACUUAAGCUUCAAUCAACUUACAAAGCUACCAACAGGACUGCCUCACUCCCUGCUCAUGCUGUAUUUUGAUAAUAACCAGAUUUCCAAUGUUCCUGACGAGUACUUCCAAGGUUUUAAAGCCCUGCAAUAUUUACGUUUAUCCCACAAUAAAUUAACAGAUUCUGGAAUACCAGGUAAUGUCUUCAACAUCACAUCACUAGUUGAGUUGGAUCUCUCCUUCAAUCAGCUGAAGAGCAUUCCAAUUGUCAGUGAGAACCUGGAAAACUUCUACCUCCAAGUCAACAAAAUUAACAAGUUCCCACUGAGCAGCUUCUGCAAGGUGGUUGGGCCGACGACCUACUCCAAGAUCACACAUCUGCGCCUGGACGGAAACAACCUCACCCGGGCCGACCUGCCGCAGGAGAUGUACAACUGCCUGCGGGUGGCCGCUGAGAUCUCACUGGAGUGAGGCCCCUGGGAUCAUCCAGGUCCCUUCCAGCAGCAGUAACUGCAGGAAUAACACACCGUGGUAGUGCUUUAAAAGUAGGAUAUGCCUUAAAGCAAGUGUCAGUCUGCAUAUUAUCCAUUCUGUUUGUGAAUAUUUAGCAAGGACUUGGCAAACUUAAGGGAACGUGUGCGUAUUUUUACAAAUGGUUCUAUUUAGAAAGCACAAGAAUUACCAAAUCUGAUGCAGAAUAUGUCUUUAUCUGGCUGAGUUGACUAAAAAGAUUCAGCUUCAUAAAAUUCUAUACUCAUGCAUGCAAUACAUGCCAGCAGGUUCCAGACUCACAGGGAAGUUAGGUGGAAUCCAUUGUGAGUUAUGGUGAGCAGUAUGGGCCAGUCUUUAUCCAUACAAGAUUCCUCUCCAACUUUCCUAAUCAUCAUGCCUUUUUUAUAUGGUUACCCAGUGCAAAGGAAAAAAUGAUUUCAGAAUACACGAACAAUUUAAAAUUUGUGAAAAUAUGUGUUCAGAGCCUAUGACACUGUUAUAUUAAUGGAAUACAUGAAAGACAACAAGGAAAAAAAUAUUCAGGUUAAAUAAUUGUUUACUCUUCUUUUUGUCAUACUUUCAUUUAACUGUCUUGGUAAGGUUUUAUUCAUUGCUGGUAUAAUUGUUAUUUCAAAAUAAAUCAUAUAUACAAAUAUUUUUAUUCCAUUACUUGCAUGCUAUUUUUAACCAGACUGUAGAAAAUAAAACAUAUCAAAUAGUGUCUUUUUGUCCAUAUCAUUGACAACUAUGUUCCUUUCUUUUAUAAAAUGAAAAAAAAACAGGUUAGGACAAGACAAUCUAAGCUAUUCUAUCAUUAUUGACAUUUAUUGUAAGGGUAAAUAAACUGUUUUCUCCA
Haemorhous mexicanus (house finch) is the source of this 2360-nucleotide messenger RNA. It is a transcript of the gene LUM, whose product is annotated as lumican. The transcript has 3 exons. Bases 452 to 1483 code for a protein of 343 amino acids. Gene Ontology annotation, molecular function: protein binding. Lineage: Eukaryota; Metazoa; Chordata; Aves; Passeriformes; Fringillidae. The record is from RefSeq and is a predicted model, not a curated record.